AUGUCACAACCAAUUGAUGCAUAUCCAAAUCCAGAGAUGACUGAUCAAGCAAGCCCCUCGCCCUCCAACGGCUCGUUCGGGCCGGUUUUCGCAGUGUUGGCUGUGAUCGUGGUGAUAUCGGCGGUGGCGUGCGUGCUGGGGCGGCUGUGCAGCAAGCGGAUCCACCACCCGAAGAAGAAGGCGGAGCACGACCACCCGGCCAAGGGGAGCAAGCAGAGCAAGGGGCUCCCUAAAGAGUGGGAGUCUAAGCAGAAACCCUUCGAUAUCGAAUUCGGAUUUGAUAAGAGAAUGCCGCCCAAGAAUGGAGGAGGGAAGCCGAAGCAGCAGCAGCCGCAGCCGUAUCAGAACGGAGGAGGGAAGCUGAAGCCGAAGCCGCCGCAUCAAAAUGGGGGACAUAAUAAACCAGUAGAUAUCAGAUUUUCAAACAAUGUUUAA
Molecule: messenger RNA, 435 nt
Organism: Salvia splendens (bonfire salvia)
Lineage: Eukaryota; Viridiplantae; Streptophyta; Magnoliopsida; Lamiales; Lamiaceae
Exons: 1
Coding region: 1-435 (144 amino acids)
Source: RefSeq, a predicted model, not a curated record